This is a messenger RNA of Camelina sativa (false flax), 1253 nucleotides long. RefSeq names its product putative F-box protein At3g10240. The record is from RefSeq and is a predicted model, not a curated record. Gene Ontology annotation, molecular function: protein binding. NCBI's taxonomy places the organism in Eukaryota, Viridiplantae, Streptophyta, Magnoliopsida, Brassicales, Brassicaceae.
AUGGAGCAACAAGAAGAGAAGAAGAAGAAGAUAAAAGUCUGCAAAAGAAGAAGAAGAAGAAGAAAACAAUCAAAAUCAGGUUCGUCCCUUCCGCUAGAUCUAACCUCAGAGAUACUCUUAAGGCUGCCUGAGAAAUCUGUUGUGAGGUUUCGUUGCGUGUCCAAGCCAUGGUCAUCAAUCACCACCGAUCCAUAUUUCAUCAGCUUGUUCAAAACUCGGUCCCCACGGCUUCUACUCUGCUUCAAAGCUAAUGACAAGUUGUUCGUUUCCUCCAUUCGGCAGCAUCAUCAGACGUUUGAUACUUGGAACAAGUCUUACUCUUCUUCUCAGCCUAUUGAUCGUUAUCAUAUGGAUUUGAAAUUCCCAAUAAAUUUCAAUUACUUCCUCCCUACGGAAUCUGUCCAGGGUUUGAUCUGCUUUCAAGAAUCAGCAACGCCCAUUGUUUGGAACCCUAGUACGAGACGGUUUUUAACUUUACCCAAAUUAAAUACGGGCUGGAAGGAUAUAACAAUCUUUCUAGGAUACGAUCCAGUGGAAGGUAAACACAAAGUAAUGUGCAUCCCUUUUUCAAAGAGUUGUGAUGACUGUCGGGUGUUUACACUGGGAUCAGCUCAAAAAUCAUGGAGAGCGGUCAAAACUAACUAUUCCCAUCGUUCUAACUAUUAUACUUCUGGCCGAUGCAUCAAGGGUGUUGUAUAUUAUCUAGCCUUUGUUUAUCAUAUGGAUGUUUGGGUUCUAAUGACCUUUGAUGUUAAAUCUGAAAAAUUCGAUAGGAUACAGUUACCAUCAUCUGAUGUUCACAAGGAACUUAUCCCUUAUGAAGGGAGGAUAGGUUGUGUUGAUAGAAAACGAAACAUGAAGAAGGGUAUCAGAUUGUGGAUUUUGGAAGACGCAGAGAAACACAAGUGGUCGAGUAAAGACUUCCUUGCACCUCUUAGUCACUUUGAUAAGAGUUUGGGCUGCUGUUUCCUACUAAAAGGUUUCACUAGUGCUGGUGAGUUCAUUUAUGUAGAACAACUGUUUCGUAAACCGUCUUAUAUUUUAUUUUGUUAUCCGGUGAGAAACAGCUUUAGAAGAUUCGAGCUUAAAGGAAUCACUGACGACCAGUCUGUCCUCAGUAACGUCCAUGGCUAUACGCUCCAUGUUUUCCCCAAUCACGUUGAGAGUCAACUCUCUUUCUAACAAGUUUCUCUGUUUUGUUUUCCUUACGAAUGAUACUUAAUUUAUGCAAGUUUAUGAUUUUGUUCUCUCUU